Schistosoma mattheei is the source of this 4523-nucleotide messenger RNA. The record is from the annotation of a GenBank genome assembly. Lineage: Eukaryota; Metazoa; Platyhelminthes; Trematoda; Strigeidida; Schistosomatidae.
GGCUACUUUAAUGUUUAAGGUCGAGUGCCGGGAAAACUAAAAGAGCUCGAAGUUCUCUAUUCCAAAUGUCCAUGAACUUCGGAUAGUACAUUUGACAAUUAGUGAUGGCGGACAAAUGUUGAUCCUAUAGAAAGCAAUAAUCUGAGCAUGGAUAGUUCGACUUUAUACCAAAAGUUGUCAAGAUAUCUACCUUAUUCUAAAUGCAGAAAUGAAGGUUGCAAAUGUAGUACAUGGAAGCUCUCAGACAAUGCGAUAGAUGAAAAACUUGUUGAAGCUAUAUGUGAAAAUUGCUGUCAUGUUCAUUAUAACUUGUCUGAUCCAAACGAGAGCACGUGGCUUAAUAGUGCAAUGCAAAUGGUCGACGAUGUGGAACGAAUGUAUAUUUUAUGUACCAAGGAAGAAGAUUAUGAAACAAGAAAUAUAUAUUUCUGUAUCUUAAAGCGCCUUCGCAAGGCGUUAAUGAAUAAAGUACAACCCGUUUUUGAUGACAAACCUCCUUUCGAGCGACCUGAUAUCAAUACAGCUGUACGAAACGCGUUAUUAUUCUGUGCUGUCACUGAUCCUCAAAAUCCAGAAAUAACAAUUGAACUGUGUAAAUUAUUCCUAGCAUAUGUGAAUUCAUAUAAGAUCACAUAUCCAAGUCAAAGGAUUCAGAAGUAUGAAAAUAAAACAGGAUACAAAUUAAUAUAUAUGAGGUGGAUAUGUCACUGUUAUGUGCCAAAGUUCUGUAAUGCCUUACCAUUUACUGAGGCUACAUGUGCAUUUGGAAAGAAUUUCUUGUUAGCCGUUUUGCCUGAAAUUAAAAAAAGACUAAUCGAAUUUUUCAAACAAGAUUCUAUAAUCCCGUCCAUGCUAGAUGCAAAGAUACAUUUAAUACAACCUUUAACACGACUGUGUAAUUUGCUGGAAGAUAAUGUUGAGGACAAAACAACUUCCGUCUGGGAUCCGUAUUUCCAACCACCAUUGCGUCCCGACAAUGUAAUUACACCAAGCGGAUUAUUACAGUCGAUUUCUAUUGACCACGUGGUCGAUUUCUCUACACAUCAACGUAAUAUAAUCAUCAGUAGUUCAAGUGAACUGAAAAGUGAUUCAAUUGUUACACCAGCUCUCACUGAUCUAAAAGCAGAGAAACUGUUUAGUAAUCCAGAUUUGGUGAAUGGUGAUAAGGAUAUGGUAGUUAAUACACCUAUUAAGUCUGAACCUGAAGAGUCACUUACAAAACCUGCCAAAGUAACUGAUCAUACAACGCACCGAAGAACAAGCGUACGUCUUCGAAGUCAAUUAUCGAUUAAUACACAAUCCUCUGUGAGUGAUUCAGAAAAGUCGAACUGUAAAUCAGAAGACAAAACUGUGGUCACCGAUAGCAAUACUAAACAGUCAUUGAAUGAUAAGUUAAAUAUUUCAGAUGUUAGUAGUACAGAAUUAGAACAAGUUCUACAAGAAAUGAAAAACAGUGAAAGCCCUUGUAAAGGAUUUUAUCCUUUUCAAACGCUUCAUUCGUUAAACGCAACAAGAGAUGCCGCUGCACGUCAAGAAGAAUCAGCUGGGAAUAUUGAAUUUCAUAUAGUUAAUAAUAGUUUAAAUCCUAAUCAACCUCCACAAACAUAUAUUUGGCUUUUGGAGUUAUUAAAUGUAUUUGCUUUGCAAUUACCUCGUAUGCCAAAGGAAUACAUUGCACGACUUAUUUUUGACCCAAAACACAAAAAUCUCAUUUUGUUAAAAGUUUCGGAUUCAUGUGAAAAACAUGCUAUCGGCGGGAUCUGCUUUCGUAUGUUUCCAUCUCAGGGAUUUACGGAAAUAGUGUUUUGUGCAGUAAUUUUUAAUGAACAAGUAAAAGGUUAUGGAACACAAAUGAUGAAUCAUUUAAAAGAUUAUCAUUUACAGCAUAAAAUAUUUCAUUUUCUUACAUAUGCUGAUUCAUUUGCCACUGGUUAUUUUAGAAAGCAAGGAUUUUCACGUGAAAUACGCUUAGCUCGACAAGCUUAUUUAGGUUAUAUUAAAGAGUAUGAAGGUGCCACAUUAAUGGGUUGUGAAUUAUAUCCAAAUAUUAUUUAUACUAGAUUUUCUGAAUUGAUUGCAAAACAAAAACAGGUUAUUACCCGGUUGAUAGAAAAACGUCGUGAGUCUGUUAAUCAAACCUACCCAGGAAUACCUGCCAAACUAUUUCGUAAUGGACCUUUAAGACCAGAUCAAAUCCCCGGUCUAACUGAGAUAGAUCUAACUUCAAACAAAUUUUCUGAUUUAUUUCAUAAAAUUCCAGAAUUAUCCGAAACCAAUCAAACUUCCAUAAAUAAUCAUGUUUCAGUAAAGCGAAAAUCGUCAGAAACGUUUGGUAAAUGUGUUGAGAAAUUACACGAGCCUCCGAGAAAACUACGCAAACGUUUACUCGAUCCUUUGCCAAGUCCCAGUCCGUUGACUACAAAGCCACAGAUGAAAGCAAGAAUCAGUUCAAGGUCAACGCGUUAUAAUAGCUCAGUAAAAAUGUAAAUUUAGUUUGCUGACUUAUAGGAAUUACAAACAAUUACAACGUUUCGUUUUUUAAUUUAAAUUAUUAAAACCAUUUUAUCGUCUCGGUAUAUAAAAUGGCUAUAUUUACUGAUAUAUUAGAAUUUCAUGUAUUUAGAUGAUUUUUAUCGUUAAUUAAUACUCAUUUAAAAUGUCUAAUGCACGACCAUAUAAGUAAAAGUUCCACAAAAUUCCCAAUGUAAAAAUGUCUUUUCCAAGUAAUAAGCAUGUUCAAUCUCAGUAAAAAUUCUUGUCAUCUCAAAAUACUUUCGUCAAAUAAUUAUUUGCCAAGAUUAUUACAGACAAGAGUGGUGAUUACAUAUUUGCUCACUAUAAUAAUUAAAUUACUAAAAUUGUUAAGAUAUCAUUUAAUCUUCAGAUUGCUCGGUAGAAAAAACUUGAAAGGUUAAGUUUAUCUUUUGGUGAUUUACGCUGUCAUAUUUCUUUUUAGUGUAGAAAAAUAAGAUCAACAAAAUAAAUAGUAAAAAAGUGAGAAUCAUAAGGCCAGAACUAAUGGAGAAUCCCAAUAAAAAAGAUGACAGAAGAAAGGAUUAUAAACAUGGAAUAAGGUAAUGUCUCAGACUAAAACGAGAACAAAAAAUAGAUACAACUGUUCACAUUACUGUAGUACUUAGUCUUAAAAUAAGUACUAUCGAUAAAGAAAAUAUUGAUUACAAGAGUUUUUUUACCCUUGAUCUGGAUCAUCAUCACAGUUAAGUUUACAAAUCGUCUUUACAGUUUUUAUGUGUUUUCUAUUAAAUUGGUUGUUUAUCGAAUCACCGUAGAAAUAUGAUCUAGUAGUUUUAAAAUACGAUUUCCAAAAUGUGUUUAUUUUUAAAAUCAUUCUCUAUAUGCAUCUCUUCAAUCAUACAAUAUUUUUAGUUUUUCAGCCAUUGAUACAACUGAACUCUCGUUACUUAAGCUUCUGCUAGAGAUAACUAAGUGGGAUUAGCUUGAUAUUAUUGUCGGUUAGCUGAUUGUUCAGUCUUGCAACAGUUGUGAUUCAGAAUGAGUGAAUUUCAAAUCACUACUUGACACUAUAACGGUUGUAUAGACGUUAAGAAAAACCAGUUACUCAAGAUACCUCAUUUUUCAUGAACAUGGAUGUUUUCCACUUGUUUAUGAUAAAAAUCAAAGUCAGCUUCUACAUAAGAAAAACGUUAAUGAUAUUUGGAACGACAGUAAAAGUCCCACAAAUAAGGGAUCUAGCUCAGAGAACCCAAUAACACUAAAAUAAUCCAAGAAAUCUCAUCAAGUUUAAAUGGUUUUUUAAAAAUCUUAGCCAAUCUUUUAUUUAGUGGUUUAAUAGUUCAGUUAUAUAUUAUCCUCUCCUAGUCAGCCUUCAAUUUUUCCUUCAAGAAAAGAAUGUUAACUUUUUGAAUUACAUUUAAACCACACUUAUUUUUGGUUAACCAGUUAUUAAUUAUAAUUUAUUUAGAUCAGAUUCAUUGGAACCUGUUUGGAUACAAGAAGCUAAACAAUUAGCAGAAAAAAUUCGUCCUAUCCUAAACGCAUUACGUAGUCAUAUAUUGGCUGGUCCUUUUCAAAAACCUGUUACAGUAGAUGAAGCUCCAGAUUAUUAUGAUAUUAUUGUUUUUCCAAUAGAUUUAAGCACAAUGUGGGAACGUUUAAAAUCGAAUUAUUACGUUACGAAAUCCUUGUUUAUUGCUGAUAUGAUGCGAAUGUUUCAUAAUUGUCGUACUUAUAAUCAACAAGACUCUUAUCUUUAUAGAAGUGCUAAUACUUUAGAACGUUAUUUCAUCAAUAAAAUGAAAGAGGCGGACUUAUGGCCUUAAAUUAUAUUACAGAAUCAACAAAUUAUGUAACUGAGUUUAGUAAAUUUUGUUUGAAUGUUUCUUCUCUUAUCUGCUUCCUGUUUUUCAGGGUAACACUUCGUACAAGUUUUGUAUUUCAUAAUUUAUUGUAUGACAAGUGUUAUUUUGUGUAAAUAACUUAUAGUCUUAUUAAAUUUCGUAGUUGUUAAUAUUGCUCAAGAACUAUCAAUAAAUAUCUGUACU